Molecule: messenger RNA, 4218 nt
Organism: Poeciliopsis prolifica (blackstripe livebearer)
Lineage: Eukaryota; Metazoa; Chordata; Actinopteri; Cyprinodontiformes; Poeciliidae
Product: NLR family CARD domain-containing protein 3-like
Molecular function (GO): protein binding
Source: RefSeq, a predicted model, not a curated record
GCACCAGUCUGGUUCUGCUGCGGUUCUGUUGGGUCUCAGGUUGUUGUUCAGAUUUUCUUCAUCAACUCUUUGGAUCAUUUGAACAAACUGUGAAGCUAGAAAGUGUGUGUGAGCUGAUGUGGAUUCAGCAGCAUGGAUCAGUGUGAGGACAGAGAGGAGGGAGUCCCUCCCUCUAAAACCACUCUGUGUGGGGAAGAUGAGAGCCAGAGCAAAGGUCAGAGGAUCCAUCAGAGACUCAAACCAGAACCAGAACCAGAACCCAGCUGUGUGUCCUUGAAGAGCAACUGGUCAAAGGGUAUUGGCAUUGACUUUAAAUCUCCUGGAUCUCCACCAUCAGAGAGAGUGGACCAGCAGAGCUCAGAGGUUCCCAGUGGUCCAUCUGCCAGCACCAUCAAACACAGCUGGACUCCAUAUUUAUGUUGUCAACAUCAACUUAAAUCUGGUCUGAAGAAGAAGUUCCAGUCUGUGUUUGAGGGAAUUGCUAAAGCAGGAAGUCCAACCCUUCUGAACCAGAUCUACACAGAGCUCUACAUCACAGAGGGAGGGACUGGAGAGGUCAAUGAUGAACAUGAGGUCAGACAGAUUGAAACAGCAUCCAGGAAACCACACAGACCAGAAACAACAAUCAGACAAGAAGAAUUUAAAGUCCCACCUGGAAGAGAUCAACCAAUCAGAACAGUGAUGACAAAGGGAGUGGCUGGCAUUGGGAAAACAGUCCUAACACAGAAGUUCACUCUGGACUGGGCUGAAGACAAAGCCCACCAGAACAUCCAGUUCAUAUUUCCAUUCACCUUCAGAGAGCUGAAUGUGCUGAAAAAGAAAAAGUUCAGCUUGGUGGAACUUGUUCAUCAUUUCUUUAGUGAAACCAAAGAAAUCUGCAGCUUUGAACACUUCCAGGUUCUGUUCAUCUUUGAUGGCUUGGAUGAGAGUCGACUUCCACUGGACUUCCACAACAAGGAGAUCCUGACUGAUGCUACAGAGUCCACCUCAGUGGAUGUUCUGCUGACAAACCUCAUCAGGGGGAAACUGCUUCCCUCUGCUCUCCUCUGGAUAACCACACGACCUGCAGCAGCCAAUCAGAUCCCUCCUCAGUGUGUUGGCAUGGUGACAGAGGUCAGGUUCAAUGACCCUCAGAAGGAGGAGUACUUCAGGAAGAGAUUCAGAGAUGAGAAACAGGCCAGCAGGAUCAUCUCCCACAUGAAGACAUCACGAAGCCUCCACAUCAUGUGCCACAUCCCAGUCUUCUGCUGGAUCACUGCUACAGUUCUGGAGGAUGUGUUGGAGACCAGAGAGGGAGGAGAGCUGCCCAGAACCCUGACUGAGAUGUACAUCCACUUCCUGGUGGUUCAGACCAAAGUGAAGAAGGUCAAGUAUGAUGGAGGAGCUGAAACAGAUCCACACUGGAGUCCAGAGAGCAGGAAGAUGAUCGAGUCUCUGGGAAAACUGGCUUUUGAUCAGCUGCAGAAAGGAAACCUGAUCUUCUAUGAAUCAGACCUGACAGAGUGUGGCAUCGAUAUCAGAGCAGCCUCAGUGUACUCAGGAGUGUUCACACAGAUCUUUAAAGAGGAGAGAGGUCUGUACCAGGACAAGGUGUUCUGCUUCGUCCAUCUGAGUGUUCAGGAGUUUCUGGCUGCUCUUCAUGUUCAUCUGACCUUCAUUAACUCUGGUGUCAACCUGAUGGAAGAAAAACAAACGUCUAAGAAAUGUUCAUUAUUUAAUAUACUUCAACCAAAGUCUCUCCAUCAGAGAGCUGUUGACCAGGCCUUACAGAGUCCAAAUGGACACCUGGACUUGUUCCUCCGUUUCCUCCUGGGACUUUCACUGCAGACCAAUCAGAGACUCCUACAAGGUCUGGUGACACAGACAGGAAGUAGUUCACAGACCAAUCAGGAAACAGUUCAGUACAUCAAGAGGAAGAUCAGUGAAAAUGUGUCUGCAGAGAAAAGCAUCAAUCUGUUCCACUGUCUGAAUGAACUGAAUGAUCGUUCUCUAGUGGAGGAGAUCCAACAGUCUCUGAGUUCAGGAAGUCUCUCCACAGAUAAACUGUCUCCUGCUCAGUGGUCAGCUCUGGGUUUCAUCUUAGUGUCAUCAGGAAAAGAUCUGGAUGUGUUUGACCUGCAGAAAUACUCUGCUUCAGAGGAGGUUCUUCUGAGGCUGCUGCCAGUGGUUAAAGCCUCCAACAAAGCUCUACUGAGUGGCUGUAACCUCUCAGAGAGAAGCUGCGAAGCUCUGUCCUCAGUUCUCAGCUCCCAGUCCUCCAGUCUCAGAGAACUGGACCUGAGUAACAACAAGCUGCAGGAUUCAGGAGUGAAGCUUCUCUCUGCUGGACUGAAGAGUCCAAACUGCAACCUGGAAACUCUCAGACUGAGUGGCUGUAACCUCUCAGAGAGAAGCUGUGAAGCUCUGUCCUCAGUUCUCAGCUCCCAGUCCUCCAGUCUCAGAGAACUGGACCUGAGUAACAACAACCUGCAGGAUUCAGGAGUGAAGCUUCUCUCUGCUGGACUGAAGAGUCCAAACUGCAACCUGGAAACUCUCAGAUUAUCAGGCUGUUUGGUCUCAGAGGAAGGCUGUGCUUCUCUGGCCUCAGCUCUGACCUCCAACCCCUCCCAUCUGAAAGAGUUGGACCUGAGCUACAAUCAUCCAGGAGACUCAGGAGUGAAGCUGCUGUCGGCUGGACUGAAGGAUCCACACUGGAGACUGGAAGCUCUCAGGGUGGAGCCUGCUGGAGGCCGAUUCUUGACUCCAGGUCUGAGGAAAUAUUCCUGUCAACUCACCAUCGAAGCUUCGCAGCGUGACAUCACUGCUCUAGGCGGAAGGGAUCUGAGCGCCAUGUUGUUUGGCCACUGUGACGGCCCUGCUGAUGUUAAGAACUUUGAUCAGCUCCGCGAUCUGAUGUUGGAGGAAUUUAAAAACUGCUUACCGGAAGACAUUGCAACCUACAUUAAUGAACAGAAAGCUAAAAACGUUUCUGUGGCCGCGGUGUUGGUGGACGAGUUCUUGCUGACUCAUCAGGAUUAUUCGGGUCCUGUGGGUUUUAAACGCUAUUUUGGACGAGAUGUGAGCCGCAGUGAUCGGGUUGGUGGUGUCACUAAGCAAAUGGAGGCGAGGCAGUUUAAAAAUCCGGUUGUUCGGGAUGAUGAUCGGGGAGUUGGUUUGGCUGCGCCGGUGCGGAGUCCUUUAGAGGACAUGAAGAACACUCGGUCUUCUGAAUUGGCUGUGCGCCCUGCUUUGCCAAUUGACGGAGUCUCUGUGAUUUUGGGUAACGGUUUAGCAGGAACUCGCUUGUGGGCGGACGCUGCGCCGUUAGACGGGCUGGUUACUUCAGAGCCAGAUGAGCGACUCAUUCCUCAGACUGAGGGGAACGGGGAAUUCGCAGAUGUGUUUAGCGCAUGCGCAGUUACUCGUGCCUUUGCGCGCGGUCAGAGCGUGAAAGACGAGAAAUGUGUGAAAAUGAAUUUGCCUUUGUCUAGUUUUCCCACGUCUCUGUCUCGCACUGGGGGGAGCGAGACUUUCAGCACCACGGACAGCGCACUGUCACCUGUGGGAGAUGACAGCGACACUCCAGGUCGCAAGCAUUUGAUCGAACACGAUGUGGAUGUGGGAGACGCUAAACCAAUCAAGCAACGGUUUUACAGAGUGAAUCUGGAGAAGCGUAAGCACUUGGAUGUGGAAUUGGAUGACGUGGUGGUGUAUUCUGACACCUGGGGAGAGCAUGUGGAGCGCAUUCGGGAGCUUUUCACUCGUUUGGCGAGGGCGAGGUUAACGGUCAACCUGGCCAGAUGUGAGUUUGGAAGGGCGACCGUUACCUAUUUAGGCCGUGUGGUUGGCCAAGGUGAGGUCCGCCCUGUUGCAGCAAAGGUUCAGGCGGUAGAGCAGUUUCCUGUUCCAGCUACAAAGAAGGAGCUAAUGCGUUUUCUUGGGCUGGCUUUUGAACAGGUGAAAAGACUCCUCUGUGCUGCUCCGGUAUUGGCUGCACCACGUUUUCAACAUCCGUUCCAACUCUAUGUGGAUGCUAGUCAGGUGGUGCUGGAGCUGUCCUUACACAGACUGAUGAUCUGGGUCCUCAAUGUGGAGGCGCUUCCAUCAGACACCUGGAUGGUUUAUAAGGAGCGCCGUUCCAUUCAUGUGUGUGACUGUCAGAAGCCACCAUGUGCAGACGACCCGGAGAUCCAGGCCAGGAUGAGUCCAGGACCUCCUGGUGUGAAGGGACCAGACUGA